GAUUUUGGAAUUUUCAAAUUCGAUUCAUUUUCUCUGUUUUUCCCUUUUCAAUUUCGUGUUCUGUUUCAGUCACUGAUCAAAACCCUAGCACCUGAAACUCCUUCUCUCAUCGUUUUCUACGGUUUGACUCCGUUAAUUCGAUAAUCUGUUUGAUUCGAUUUCGAAUUCUGUGAAGUUCGUUGACUCUGGAGAUUUUGCGGUUUCGAGUCUUGCCAUUUCUGGAUCUUCCCGAGUUCUCCGGCGAGCUCCGGUUCUGUGGAUACUUCUUGUUUGGCUGCCGAGAAAGGGGAGUGGGAAAAUCUUGGAGAAAUGCGUGUUUUGAAUUAGGGAUUUUGUUGGGAGGCUGAAUUUCGGGAGUGGAGAUUCGGUUCUUGACGAUUAUGUUCCGUCGUGGAGGAUUAUUGCAGAAGAGGCGAGGAGGAGUUGAUGGGAUUCAAUUUUCGGGUCCAAGAAAAGGAUAAGAGUGAUAUGAGGGUUUGAAUAUGGGCCAUGGAGAAGCGAAUGGUACGAGAGUGAAUGAGCACGGCGGAGGCGGAGCAGACGAUUUCGGAAGGGCGGUGUCGAAGAUCGUGGUGGCGCAGAUAUGCGAGAGCGUCGGGUUUCAGAGCUCGAAGGAGUCAGCUUUGGAUGCGCUCGCGAAUAUCGCCAUCAGGUACCUUUGUGAUUUGGGAAAGAUUGCGAAUUCUUACGCCAAUUUGACUGGAAGAACGGAAUGCAAUGUGUUUGAUAUUAUUAGGGCUUUGGAAGUUUUGGAGGCGUCGCAGGGAUUUCCCGGAGCCGGGGACGUUGGGCAUUGUCUUGUGAGAUCGGGCGCGAUGAAGGAGAUUGCCACGUACGUGGAUUCGGCCGAGGAGAUUCCGUUUGCACAGCCGGUGCCAAGGUUUCCGGUGUUGAAGAACCGGAGAUUGAUUCUGAGUUUUGAACAGAUGGGGGAGAACCCACUCGGUCAACACAUACCCACUUGGUUGCCGGCUCUACCUGAUCCUCACACUUACAUCCAUUCCCCAAUGUGGAAUGAGCGGAACACAGAACCUCGCUUGCAUAAGCUCGAGCACGCGAGGCAGCGGAGGAAGGCUGAGAGGUCUUUGUUGAGUUUGCAGCAGCGUUUGGCCCGCAACGUUGGCUAUGCGGGUGCGUCAACAUCGGCUGCAGUUCCCCCCUUGGUGGGUGGUGAUGGGAAUGAGUCGAAGCAGGUCGAAAGGAAUCUGUUCCUCGAACCACCUUUGCAUCCGGGGGAGAAGGAUGUUUCUCCGAUUGUGUUCCCGGGGAAGAUCCUCGACGAAAGGGGGAAGGGAGACCAUGCUUCGGUGCUAGAGGCGUUUGCGCCCGCUAUUGAAGCCGUGAAGAAAAGUGGUUUUUCGGAGUAUGGAGAGGACGAGAGAAGAGUUCUUCCCGGAAUCGAAGCAAGGCCUGCUAUUCAGUUCAAGUUCAGAACGGCCAAGAAGUAUUUUGGCGAGUCACUGGAUUUGAGCCUUAAGAAGGCUGUUGGGAGGCCUGCAUUUUGGUUUGGGAGGGAUGAAGAGAGAGAUGAUAAGAAGAGAAGGGCUGAGUUUAUUCUUAGGCAAUCAAUGGAAAAUCCGCAGGAACUCAACCAAUUGUAGAUUAAUUCUUGGCUUUCACUUGGGCACUCUGUUUCUUUUAGAAAUUGAUAUUAGAAUUGGGAUCUGAGUUGUCAAAAGUUGAGGAUAUACUGUUAUGUUAAUUCUAUAGUUGCUUACUUGUAGUCCCAUUCUAACAAUUUUUUCUUAGAGGUCUUUGCGUGAAACAAGUUGUGUCCCUAAUAAAACUAUUGCUUUUGCUAGCGUUUGUUCAGUUUUAGUUGCACUGACCAUGUUCUCUUGGAGAGGGACAUCAAAACCACACAAAGUACAAAUAUAGAAACCAAAUGGCAAUCAUUAAAACAGGUAGUGAAAGUGAUUGCCAACUCAGGUUUUCAUUGAAUCUUGUAUUUUUGCUGUUGGAUUUAUGAGAAAGAGAUGAGAUUUUGUAGCACAUUCAUGUAAGCAUGCAAAAGAUAAUAUUGAUCCAUUCAGAGAAUAAUCUGUUUCAUCAUUAUUGCGCUUGUUGCAAUAUCUUUGGAACCUGUUUUUAACUGGUCUUC
This is a messenger RNA of Morus notabilis, 2101 nucleotides long. Its product is annotated as transcription initiation factor TFIID subunit 8. Gene Ontology annotation, molecular function: protein heterodimerization activity. The transcript is spliced from 2 exons. The record is from RefSeq and is a predicted model, not a curated record. Bases 483 to 1601 code for a protein of 372 amino acids. NCBI's taxonomy places the organism in Eukaryota, Viridiplantae, Streptophyta, Magnoliopsida, Rosales, Moraceae. Gene Ontology annotation, cellular component: transcription factor TFIID complex.